Messenger RNA from Racocetra persica, 345 nucleotides. Lineage: Eukaryota; Fungi; Glomeromycota; Glomeromycetes; Diversisporales; Gigasporaceae. The record is from the annotation of a GenBank genome assembly.
GGACUCCGCCCAAAAAUUGAUGUUAAUAACACACCACAAUCUAUUAUUAAAUUAAUCAGACGUUGCUGGAGAAAAAAUCCCAAAGAACGGCCAAUUGCUAUUGAAUUACUUAAUGAGCUUCGUACUUAUAGGGAAAAAGACCAUGAAAUAUGGAAGGAAAUUGAAAAAAUCGAAGAAAAUAAGAAUUUUAAUAUAUCACCACAAGAAGCAUCGCUAAAAUACGAAACAUCCAAACAAGCAUUCUAUACUAGUAAACGCCAUUAUGUUCCAGAAACAAGUAAACACGAUUAUAAUUCAGAAACAGAAUCUCUAAUUCUUCCAUCCGAUCCAUCCGAUUCCGAUUAA